GAGCAAAGAGGCUGGGAACCGGUCACUCUCUCUCUCGCUUUCUUCACCGAAUGUGAAGGAAGGCAAGUCCUGCGGCAAAAAUCAGCGAGAUUCCAGGAGAGGCAUCCCAGCUCUGUUGCAGAAAUGGAGGUUCCAAACUUGGGACACAACCUAACUAGCCCGAUGAGUCCGUGUGAGGGCAUGAUCAAGAACCUCAGCUUGGAUGCGAUACAGUUAUGCGAGCGAGAGGGCAAUAAAUCACAGGACAGCGGCAUCGUAGAGAUGGAGGAGCUUCCUGUCCCUCAGAACAUCAAGAUCAGCAACAUCACAUGUGACUCCUUCAAGAUUUGCUGGGACAUGGAGCCCCGGGUCAAGGAGCGCAUCACUCACUACUUCAUCGACCUCAACAAGAAAGAGAACAAGAACUCCAACAAGUUCAAACACAAGGAUGUCCCCACCAAGCUAGUGGCGAAGGCAGUGCCUCUGCCCAUGACAGUGAGGGGUCACUGGUUCCUCAGCCCGCGUACGGAGUACACCGUGGCCGUCCAGACUGCCUCCAAACAGAGUGACGGAGACUACGCCGUGUCAGAGUGGAGCGAGAUCAUCGACUUCACCACCGCCGAUUAUUCCACGGUGCAUCUAACCCAGCUGCUGGAGAAGGCUAAGGUCAUCGCAGGCAGGAUGCUGCGCUUCUCUGUGUUCUACAGGAAUCAAAACAAAGAGUACUUUGACCAGGCCAGGGAGGUGCAUGGGAACCACAUGCUGCCAGCUGUGAAGGACAACAGUGGAAGUCAUGGCUCACCUAUCAGCGGGAAGCUGAAGGGCCUCUACUUCAGCUGCAACACAGAGUUCAACACAGGCAAGCCCCCCCAGGACUCCCCCUACGGCCGCACACGCUUCGAGAUCCAGGCCGAGGCCCUGUUCAACCCCAAAACUAACCUCUACUUCGGGGACUUCUACUGCAUGUACACAGCCUACCACUACGUCAUCCUAGUGUUGGCCCCACAGGGCUCGCCCGGCGAUGACUUCUGUAAGGCAAGGCUGCAAGCGCUCGACGUCACCAACAACCACUUCCUGACUUGCACGGUGGACGAGGAGGCGGGCGACGGGGCGCUGGUUUUCCGGCACGCCCAGGAUGUGAUCCUGGAGGUGAUCUACACAGAGCCCGUGGACCUGGCGCUGGGCACGGUGGCAGAGAUCAGCGGGCACCAGCUCAUGAGCCUGUCUACCGUCAAUGCUAAGAAGGACCCCAGUUGCAAGACCUGCAACAUCAGCGUGGGACGCUAGUGGGAGACUGGACUGCACCUGUGCUACACAGAUAUACACACACGCAACCCCAACCUUUACCCACCUUUAUAUCCACAAAGGACCACCCUCCCAAAAGAAGAACAUUGCAGGAGAGGGACCCAGACUGUGAAAGAAAUUUAACAACAGGGUAGGGUGCUAGAAUUCCCAGUCCACACGCACACGCACACGCACACACACACACACAUCAUCCAUUUUCCUUUUCAACCUCAUAGGAACCACCCUCCCAAAAGUGUGGCAUUCUAUUCAUCCCUCCCGCCUUCCCCAUCAGAAGAGAAACCAUGUAAAAGAGGGAGGAGCCCCAACUGAAAGAUCUACAGCUGAAGUGUGGGAUCCUAACAAGCCUUGGUCAGCAUCAUCCAAACCGCUAGCCAACACUGACUGAUCCCUUUAAAUGUUCUAACCAAACAUUGUUCCGUGCAUGUAUUCACACAGCUUUUCUCAUUGAUUUUCUCUCCUGUUGUUUUUCAAACGUCUCCUUCUCCCGUUGACCUCUUCAAAUGUUCUGUUGUUCACUUCAGUCCAGGUAGACAGAUGGUUGUGUUCCUGUUUUCCCAUCUCUCCUGGAAGGCGUUAGAAUGGUUCAGAUCCGACAGAUCUAAGUUACUCCCUCCCUCUGUCAGGCAGAGACUGGUACUAAUUUAGGGCUGCAGUGUCAUCAUCUUUAAGCCAAAGGUAACACAAAAGGACAUAACUUGCUGUAGAAUAACAAUACUAAUGCAACAGCCACUUAAAGCAUAUUAACUCGGAGAUCAAGUUGAACUACUUGGUAACCAUUAAGAGCAUGAUGCAGUAUGUACAGCAUGACUUUGAAAACUGAGUCUGUCAGUUCCUCUACCACAGCUACCCUUCUGCAAUGUUAUGUGGCGGUGACGUCUCACUCUACCACAGCUACCCUUCUGCAAUGUUACGUUUGAUUUAUUCUAGUUAUAAGGAAACCAUAAACUGUGUUUAGUAAAGUAAUGUGAAAAAAUAUUUAUUUUUUACUGAUAUAUACACAUAUAAACCAGAAGUGCACAAUGUCAAGAGCUCUGAUCCUAGUAAAGAAUGACAUUUUUGGAUGAUAAACACAACCAGGAGAAAACAACACAGAUUUGAGUAACUUGCACUAUGCCAACAUUCACAAGUUAGUUUUUUUCCAAGGUAAUGUAUAACUUGAAUUUCCACAAUUCAUCAUAUCAACUAUGAACUAUUACAUAUCAUAGUACAAUGUGGGACUAAAAACUGAUUGACAUGCACAAACAUUCUACAGGAUCGUCGGAUUGUGUAUUCGGAUGACAUAUCCCCCGUGCCAAGAUUGCACUUUUCAAAGAGCAGCAUUUUAACGUAGUAGACCACGUUACGUACCUGUUAUAUCGACAUUAGUUUGGCAAGAACAAAAUGCAAGUAACAAUAAAGUGCCAUAAAAUAGCUUAGAAUAGCAUAAAAUAACAUUUAUCUAACAUCAACUGUGAUAUAUAUUUGUUCUCUUUUUUUCCUUAAAAUGAAAGUGUUACACUCGCUACAUCAGUUUCAUAAAAUAUUAUAAUUACAUUAGUAGCAUACAAAAAGUAUAAUUUGUCAUGAAUAACAAAGGACUUGUUAAGGGACUAAAAAUAGCUGGAUGUGGCCCAGCAAUUCUUGUGGCACUCUUGCCAUCACUCUUAACCAAAGUGAGAGUCAGUCAACAUCAAAGUCAUUUAAAGUGCAUCACCAUGUAAGCAUCGCAUGAAACAUUACCAGAAGUACCGCUAUCUCACUUUGAAAUUUGUUCUGGGAAAAAAAAAAUCCAAUAAAGUGAGCAAAAAAAACCUGUUUCAAAAUAAAAGUCCCACUGUGAAGGAGGCUCAAACAGUCUUCGGACUAUCCCGUUUACUGAGCAGGACUUCCAGCAAACGGAGUUUAGCUUUUAAGUUCUUGUACUCGCAGUACUCCUCUGCCAUGGGCCCACGGUCCUCUUUCUGGGCAGCCCUUUAAAGACGAGGAAGAGAAAAAUACUAACUUAACAUUUCAGAUAAGCUGCAGCUUUCAUUACUGGUAUAGUCCCUGUGUUGCCUUAUUCAGAUAACUUUGUACAGUAAGUAUUGUAAUCGGAACAUUUUAUUUUACUUUCAAAAACCGCUACAUGUACAAAAUAUGUGUAUAGUUCAGAGCAGUUGUCUCUAUCUCUCCGUCUCUCUCCCAAGUACUUCUUUGUGUCGUAUUAACGUCAGUAAAUGUGUAUCAUGCUGUUGUGUGAUUCUGAUUAAU
Molecule: messenger RNA, 3513 nt
Organism: Salvelinus namaycush (lake trout)
Lineage: Eukaryota; Metazoa; Chordata; Actinopteri; Salmoniformes; Salmonidae
Product: phytanoyl-CoA hydroxylase-interacting protein-like
Exons: 5
Coding region: 124-1266 (380 amino acids)
Cellular component (GO): cytoplasm
Molecular function (GO): protein binding
Source: RefSeq, a predicted model, not a curated record